UGGCUUCUCCUCCGUCAGCCUCCACCGGCGUGUCCCAGACUCUGACCCCUCAGAGUGUUCCUCGACAUCAGGAGGGAUCCGGUUGGCUGUCAGGGACCGUUUGCCCAGAGGUGGACACCCUGAGACAGAUGCUGUACGGAGGCACGGACACCAAAGAGGCCCGGGAAAAAGUCCUGCAGGAGAUUGUCAAGAUGAGAGUGAAGCAGGAGGAGAAGCUGGCAGCUGCUGUGCAAGCUAAACGCAGCCUUCAACAGGAAUUGGAGUUUGUGAGGGUGGCAAAGAAAGGCCGUCUUCGUGAGGCCAUUGAAGCCAAGCGCAACCUGCGGAAGGAGAUUGAACGCCUUCGCGUGGAUUGGGAGAGGAAGAUGAGGGACGCGGAGGAGUCCUGUGGGCGGCUGAAGAGAGAGUUGGAGAGGGAGAGACAGAUGCGAGUUUGUGACAAAGGCUGCGAGGCUGAACGUCUCCGGGUCAAGUACUCCACUCAGAUCGAGGAGUUGCAUGUGCAGCUACAGCAGGCAGAAGCUGACCGUGAGCAGCUGAGACAGGAGCUUCAGCAGGAGAGAGAAGCUCGGCAGAGCCUGGAGAGCGUCGUUAAAGACCUGCAAACCCAGCUGGCCCUGCAGGCCGACAGCGGCCCUCCCGGCGACCCCAAGGAAGCAAACACAGACGCACACAGACAGACCACACAACACACCAACGGAUCCUAAAGUUGCACAUUCAGAACUGGAGAAAGAGACUCAAUUAAAAAAAAAAGGAGCAUGGUUC
Messenger RNA from Epinephelus moara (kelp grouper), 765 nucleotides. RefSeq names its product ski oncogene-like. Gene Ontology annotation, molecular function: DNA-binding transcription factor activity, RNA polymerase II-specific; RNA polymerase II cis-regulatory region sequence-specific DNA binding; SMAD binding. Bases 129 to 707 code for a protein of 192 amino acids. Lineage: Eukaryota; Metazoa; Chordata; Actinopteri; Perciformes; Serranidae. The transcript has 3 exons. Gene Ontology annotation, biological process: negative regulation of BMP signaling pathway. The record is from RefSeq and is a predicted model, not a curated record. Gene Ontology annotation, cellular component: nucleus.